Molecule: messenger RNA, 576 nt
Organism: Rubroshorea leprosula
Lineage: Eukaryota; Viridiplantae; Streptophyta; Magnoliopsida; Malvales; Dipterocarpaceae
Source: the annotation of a GenBank genome assembly
UCCUUUUGGUUGUUCUUUAAGACCAACACAUCCAAAAUGAAACCAUUCUAUCUUGCACUGUUGAAAGAAGCAAAGACGUGCAUCAGAUAAAUUUUAGAAAACAAGGCAAAAGAUAUUUUCCAAGAGAGAUAAACAAUGAAGUCGGUUACAUAAAUCAGGGUUAUCGCAUGCCACCGUCUCACCAAAGCUGACUUGGUUGCAGAAACAGUAUGUGGGCUCAUUUGGAUCCACUGGUAAAUCUAGCUCCAUGCCAGUUGGAUCAGCGGCAGCUGCUGCUACUUCUGUAGCUGCCGCCGCUGCUGCCGUUGCUGUUGCCAGCCGUGUUCUGCACCAUAGGAGGGUUCAAGCAAAUGUCAUGGUUCGAAAUUUGUCACAGGUAUACCAGAGAAGAAUGUCCAGUGUGCAUGAAUAAGGACUUUAUUUUUCAAGCCAAGCUUUCUGCUGUGGGAAGAAAAACAAGAGAAUAUUGUUUGGGUCACAUGGUGUGGUUUAGAUCACUCAUAGCGCAGAACCAAUUUUGACCCAGACCAACUGGAUCACAAAAUUUGAGAACUGUGAUAAAGUAUAGUUCCAUCU